AGUAGUAACGGCUGUAUUUUGCAUUGGAUUCCCAAGUAGCUGAGAUGACAACAGCUGCCAGGCCAACGUUUGAACCUGCGAGGGGCGGGCGAGGAAAAGGCGAAGGAGACUUAAGCCAGCUCUCCAAGCAGUACUCCAGCAGAGAUCUUCCUUCUCACACUAAAAUCAAAUACAGACAGACCACUCAGGAUGCUCCUGAGGAAGUGCGUAACCGCGACUUCAGAAGGGAACUGGAGGAGAGAGAACGUGUUGCUGCAAGAGAAAAGAACAGAGACAGACCAACAAGAGAUCAUACAACAUCAUCUUCAGUGUCUAAGAAGCCCCGAUUAGAUCAAAUUCCUGCAGCAAAUCUGGAUGCAGAUGAUCCACUUACAGACGAAGAUGAUGAAGAUGAGGAUUUGGAUGAGAGUGAUGAUGAUGACACUGCAGCUCUUCUGGCUGAACUAGAAAAAAUAAAAAAAGAGCGAGCUGAGGAGCAGGCCCGAAAGGAACAAGAGCAAAAAGCUGAAGAGGAAAGGAUUAGAAUGGAAAACAUUCUCAGUGGUAACCCUUUACUGAAUCUUACCGGCCCAGCACAGCCCCUGGCAAACUUCAAAGUGAAGAGGAGGUGGGAUGAUGAUGUUGUCUUCAAGAAUUGCGCCAAGGGGAUAGAUGAAACAAAAAAGGACAAAAGAUUUGUAAAUGAUACCCUGCGAUCGGAAUUUCACAAAAAGUUCAUGGAAAAAUACAUCAAGUAGUACAGUUUUAUGUGCUUUAUUGCUCAAAGACUCAAAGGGUCACCAUGGUUGGGUUUUUUUUGUUUUUUUUCCUCCCCCUUUCCCUCCAACUUCAUGGCUGAAAACUGUCUCCUGUCAGAAUGCUUUUUCCAGGGUCACUGACAGGUUUUUAAUUGGCUCUCACCCUGUGACUGGAAUGUUAUCCCUUUCAAUAUUCUUUUUACUUUUAACUAAACCAUACUGUGGUUCAUGAUUUCCCCCCACCCUGCAAUUGAUAUGUGUUUUAAUGGCCUUCAUACAAAUGUUAGAAGAGGGAUUCUGGUUUGCAAUAAAUAUUUUAAUUGUCUAAA
Alligator sinensis (Chinese alligator) is the source of this 1066-nucleotide messenger RNA. It is a transcript of the gene CWC15, whose product is annotated as CWC15 spliceosome associated protein homolog. Gene Ontology annotation, biological process: mRNA cis splicing, via spliceosome. Gene Ontology annotation, cellular component: catalytic step 2 spliceosome. Gene Ontology annotation, molecular function: RNA binding. Bases 45 to 737 code for a protein of 230 amino acids. The transcript has 6 exons. The record is from RefSeq and is a predicted model, not a curated record. Lineage: Eukaryota; Metazoa; Chordata; Crocodylia; Alligatoridae.